AUGGCGUCCUCUAUAGCAAAAAGGAUCGCCCUCACCGGCGCCGGAAGCGGAAUCGGCCUCGCAACAGCAAAACUCCUCGCCUCCCGCGGCGCAGUCCUCAGUAUCUGCGACAUCGACAAGUCCAAACUCGACACUGCCCUCUCCCAACUCUCCGGAAAGGGGCACUUCGCGACAAAAGUCGACGUGAGCAAAUCGGCGCAGGUUAACGCCUGGAUCGAAGCGACUGUGCAGAAACUAGGCGGACUCGAUGGCGCAGCGAAUGUUGCGGGGAUUGAACGGGAGGGAGGGCGGCAUUUUGCGGACGCGAGGGACGAGGAUUGGGAGAUGGUGAUGGCUGUGAAUUGCUCGGGGGUGUUUUAUUCGAUGAGGGCGCAGAUUCGGCAGAUGUUGGAGAGGGGAGGGUCGAUUGUCAACGUCGCCAGCAUCGCGGGCUUGAUUGGUGUCGCAGAGACAACAUGCUACAACGCAAGCAAAUUCGCAGUGAUUGGACUGACCAGGACAGCGGCGCGCGAGUAUGGCUCUCACAAUAUUAGAGUGAAUUCAGUGGCUCCAGGUGUGAUUGCAACACCACUAGUCCGCGCCAUGGAGACAGGACACCGGAAGGGCACCGUCAAGACAAGCCAGCAGGCUCUGGACAGGCAGGCAGAUCCCAGAGAGGUCGCGAAUGUGAUUGCUUUCCUUUUAAGUGAUGAGGCCUCGUUCGUCACGGGGUCUGCGUACAAAGUUGACGGAGGAUGGACUGCAUAG
Exophiala aquamarina CBS 119918 is the source of this 747-nucleotide messenger RNA. RefSeq lists its product as uncharacterized. Gene Ontology annotation, molecular function: oxidoreductase activity. The coding region runs from base 1 to 747 and encodes 248 amino acids. Lineage: Eukaryota; Fungi; Ascomycota; Eurotiomycetes; Chaetothyriales; Herpotrichiellaceae. The transcript has 4 exons. The record is from RefSeq and is a predicted model, not a curated record.